AGGACAGCCAGUUAGUCGAGUUGUCAAACUGAAAUAAUCAUUUGUUCUGGUAGUUUUGGAGUCAUAUAUGCAUGGAUCGAGGAAAUUAUCAUACUUGAUUUUUUAUUUUUUUACAGAAAAAAAAAUGAAGAAAAGUUGUUUGGUUUCUUCAUGUUGGUCACAGUGGAGUGACCAGACUGUUGAUUGUUUCUGAGGAAGUGUCAAAGAACUGGAUGCAUGGAGACCGAGUGCCAACAGUGGACAGACAACCAAACUGAUGAGGACAGUGACACAGAGGGGAUCCUGAUGGGAAUACAAGAGAGCUGUGCCACUGACCCGCAUCACCACCCUCAGCUGGAAACAGACGUGGAGGCAGUGAGGACUUUGUAUUCAGGCUCUGCGGCCUCUGUCAGGGUGUAUGGGUCAAUUGAUGAUGUGGACGUUGACUUAAACAUUAAUGCCAACUUUCUGGAUGAGGAAGUGGCCAAAGCCUGGGGGAUUAAUCAGUCAGAGCCCAUUGUUAUCCGUCUGCACUUUUCUCUCUCUCAGUAUCUGGAUGGACCCGCACCUUCAGUUCAAGUUUUUCAGCCAUCGAACACGGAUCAUUUCAGUCUUGGGAAACAACUACAGAAUAUUCUCGCAGUGUUCAUAUCUCGCGAGUGGGAACACCUGACAAACGAGAAGAUCGUCGUCCAACAGAAGUGCAGACACAGCUGGUAUAGGCCGAGUGGAACCAUCAAGAAAUUCCGUGCCCGACUCAGCAUCUGGUUACCACUGUCAAAGUCAAAUGAUCUCCAGCAUCCAACUAAAAGGGGAAGGAUCUUUUUACCAACAAUGAAACUAAACCGUUUCACAAAUCAUACAACUUCCUACUCCAUCAAGAAUCCCACAGGAGAGCUCUUCACCUACACACCCAGUGGGAAGAGGGUGGUGGUGUCUGCGGUCAAAUCCUCGACACAGCUUAGUACCAAACAGCUGAUGGAGCUGCUUUUCUCCUCCCAAGCCAUCGGGCACUGUAAGACCCCCCCGACUCUAAAGCAUGGCUUCUUAGUCCAGAUAAUGAGGUAUGCUGGGCAGAGAAUGCCAACGCUGAAUGAAUACUGUGUGGUCUGUGAUGAGCGACACGUGUUUCAGAACGGCCCCAUGUUAAAGCCCGCAGUUUGCACAAGGGAGCUAUGUGUGUUUUCCUUUUAUACACUGGGGGUUAUGUCUGGAGCUACAGAGGAGGUUGCAACGGGUGCAGAGGUUAUUGACCUGUUGGUCGCAAUGUGCAGAGCUGCCCUUCACUCUUCACGCAAGAGCAUCAUAUUUGAACCCUACCCUUCUGUCGUUGAUCCAUACAACCCCAAAGCCCUGGCCUUUACCCCCAAGAGAAAGAGCUACAGCAGGCUGCAAAAAGCACUGGACAGUGUCCUAUUGAUCAGGACGUUGGCACAGGGUCCAUAUUCUGAAAUAAGGAAGCAGAUGGACAAAUUAGAUCCUCUUGCUUAUCCCUUACUACAAUGGAUUUUAGCAAGCAACAGAUCACACAUUGUCAAGCUUCCACUGAACAGGCAACUGAAGUUCAUGCACACACCCCAUCAGUUCCUGUUGAUCAGCAGCCCUCCAUCCAAAGAGGCUCGAUUCCAAACUGCCAGAAAACUGUAUGGCAGCACAUUCGCUUUUCAUGGUUCCCACAUUGAAAACUGGCACUCUAUUUUAAGAAACGGGCUGGUUAAUGCCUCAUACACAAAAUUACAGCUUCAUGGAGCAGCGUAUGGGAAAGGCAUCUAUUUGAGUCCUAUCUCAAGCAUAUCCUUUGGAUAUUCUGAGAUGGGUAAAGGUCGACACCAAAUAAUCGCAAGAGAGGAACUCCUAAAGAAAUACAACCGAAUAAACAAGGUCAAACAGGAACGGCCAGGACAAGCAAGGUUUCUGCGGAGCAGGAACCUAAACUGCAUUGCACUCUGUGAGGUCAUAACUUCAAAAAACCUUCACAAACAUGGGGACAUCUGGGUGUGUCCGGUACCUGACCAUGUGUGCACACGUUUCCUCUUUGUGUAUGAAAAUGGUCAGGUGGGAGAUGUCAACAUCAACACUCAGGAAGACAGGAUCCACAGGGAAAUUUUACAAGUAAUUGCUUCGAAGCCAUGCUGAGAAAACCAAUAUGCACACGUACUGUAUAUCCACGCAUCUCUCUAUGAUGUAGAUUUCAUAUAAACACACACUAAGAGUGGAUCUUAGUUGGUCACUUGUGUUUUUAUAUGACAAAAGAUUGACAAAAGAAUAUGAAUGUGCUGCCUGAUGUUACAUUCACCAGCUGAGUGGGAAAAAAACACUAAGGAAGGAAACUACUCCACAAAACUGAAUAAGGCAUCUCUUCUUCUGUUAUCAUAUGUAGUUGUGUGAGAUGGAAGGAAGUGUUGUUGUUGAGUUGUGGAAUCAUGCACCUGUAAAACCUUUUUUGCCUUGUAUCUUAAUUGACAGACUGAUAUCAUCUAAAUCUGUCAGUCUCAUGAAUACAUUUUUAUAACCACACGUUUUUUUUAAAUAAAUGUUCUACAAUAUU
Scophthalmus maximus (turbot) is the source of this 2527-nucleotide messenger RNA. RefSeq names its product protein mono-ADP-ribosyltransferase PARP6-like. The record is from RefSeq and is a predicted model, not a curated record. NCBI's taxonomy places the organism in Eukaryota, Metazoa, Chordata, Actinopteri, Pleuronectiformes, Scophthalmidae. The transcript has 23 exons. Gene Ontology annotation, molecular function: protein serine/threonine kinase activator activity; kinase binding; NAD+ poly-ADP-ribosyltransferase activity. Gene Ontology annotation, biological process: endoplasmic reticulum unfolded protein response. Gene Ontology annotation, cellular component: endoplasmic reticulum tubular network; membrane; nuclear envelope. Bases 217 to 2115 code for a protein of 632 amino acids.